GAUCGUCGUAUUACGCUACUAAAUGAGGAAAGAGUAAAGUUCGGCGAAAUACUUGAAAACACCUCCAAAGAGCGAGAUGACGAAGCUGCUGCACUCGGUAUGCACAAAAUGGAGGAAAUACGCCAGAAAAUUCAAGAGCGGAAACGAAAAGGUCGAAUGUGUGCCGCUGGGGGAUUGAUUGGAAUGGGAGUGGAUCACUCUCGUUCCUCGUCUGGAUCACUUCUUCAGUCUGGAUCGCACAUCAGGACGUCUUCUGGUCCAUUUGAGCAGACAAUAAUGGACUCAGCAGCGUUAUUGUCCGAGAUUUCGACGCCCUACGCUAAUCGUCCAUCGGUGUCAACUGGAUAUCAUAAUUUAUUCAACGGUGAAAAACGGGAAACUGCCGAUGGGGACAGUGUAUGGAAUGUCUAG
Molecule: messenger RNA, 411 nt
Organism: Ostertagia ostertagi
Lineage: Eukaryota; Metazoa; Nematoda; Chromadorea; Rhabditida; Trichostrongylidae
Source: the annotation of a GenBank genome assembly